AUGACGCGCGCGGUGCCUUCGAUCGACGCGCGCGCGCGCGCGCACGCGACGCAGACGCGACGUCGUCCACGACGCGCGCAUCUUUAUCAUCCAUCGACGCGCGCGCGAUCGUCGACGGCGCCGAGGGCGUUCUUGGACCGCCUGAGCGGGAACGCGACGGCGACGGGUGAUAAGCAACAGCGCGAUCUGUUCGCGCAGACGAAACGGGCCGAGGUGCGGAUUCCGGGAUUCUUGGCGUACGUGGACGUGGACGAGGCGACGUCGACGCGAGGCGCGGAGGUCGUCGACGCGGUUUUACACGCGGGAGCGACGUGCGUGGCGCUGCGAGAGUACGGCGUCGACGGUACGGGCGGAGGAAAUUCCGGGAAGAAAUUGUACGAAGCCGCGACGACGCUCAAGACGCUCGUGCGUGGACGAGCGUGCGUGUUGAUUGUGGACAGAACGGAUAUCGCCGCGAGCGCCGAGUUGGACGGCGUCGUGCUCACGGAUGACGGCGUGCCGACGGUCGUGGCCAGAAAAGCGCUCCCUGAAACAGCUGUCGUGGCGCACGAGAGCGAAAGCGCCGAAGAAGCGGAGAAGGCGAGCAAAGAAGGCGCCGACUUGCUCCUCGUGCGCGACGUCGCGAUGUUGGAGGCGAUUCGCCAGUCGGUGAGCGUGCCGAUUUUCGUGGACGCCGCGGACGGUCUCGGCGCCCUGGCGAGCGAGAAUUCGUCCACACUGCAAGAUCUCGCGGCAAAAGGUGCGAAUGGGGUCACGAUACGCAAUCUCACUAAAGAUCCAGCGAGCGGUGAUGAGGCUUUACUACAGUCCGCCGUGCGCGCGGUGGCGAACGCGUUGGAACAAAGUUACGAGGCGUUGGGCGAUUCGAAGGGCGCGAACGGGUCAGCGCCGCAAGUCACGCCGAAAAAGUUCAGUCUCGUUAGUGCGGACGGCGAAGAAAUGAUCGAACGCGAACGACAAUUGGUGGAGGAAAUCUUGAAAUUUUUGCGCGAAAACUGCACGGAUUUGGACGAGAUCAAGUUGCUCGCCGAAGCGCGCAAAGGUUUGGAAGACUUGUUUCUCGUCGUCAUUUGCGGCGAAUUCAACGCGGGUAAGUCUUCUGUCAUCAACGCUAUGCUCGGCGACAAAUUCGUCGCGGAAGGCAUUCUUCCGACGACAAACGAAAUCGCGGUGUUGCGAUACUCUUCGAAAAAGUCGCGAGAGCAAACCGAAGACGGCUUCUUCAACGUCGGCAUUCCCGCCGAGCUCUUACAGCAGAUGAGAAUCGUGGACACGCCCGGCACGAAUGUGAUUCUGCAACGCCAGCAGCGCUUGACGGAAGAAUUUGUGCCGCGCGCCGAUUUAGUGCUCUUCGUCUUGUCCGCCGAUCGACCCAUGACAGAGAGCGAGGUCAAGUUUUUGACGUAUAUUCGCAAGUGGGGGAAAAAGGUCGUCUUCGUGGUGAACAAGACGGAUUUACUCUCCGAUCUUGGAGACGUGGACGAAGUGGUGGCGUUUGUCAAAGAGAACGCGACGCGGUUGCUCAGUGUGAGCGAUCCCGCGGUGCUUCCCGUGAGCUCGAGAAACGCUCUCAAGGCGAAGAAGGCGGAUUCGUCAAACUACGCCAACUCGCGCGCGUUCGUCGAAAGCGGCUUCGGAAAGUUUGAAGAUUACGUUAUGUCAUUCUUGGGGGGAUCGGGCGAGCGUGCUGGGGAAGCACUGCGGCUUAAACUCUCGACGCCACUCAACGUGAGCGAGCUCUUGCUCAAUGCCGCUGAACAAAUUCUAGAAGGAGAAGACGAGGAAGCAAAGUCUGAAGUCGCGAUGGCGACGGGGGUCACGUCACAAAUGGAGAGCUACCGACAAGAAAUGAUUACCGACGCGGCGGCGCAGCGAGCGGCCGCGCGCGAGGUCGUG
Messenger RNA from Ostreococcus lucimarinus CCE9901, 1896 nucleotides. RefSeq lists its product with no specific name. Lineage: Eukaryota; Viridiplantae; Chlorophyta; Mamiellophyceae; Mamiellales; Bathycoccaceae. Gene Ontology annotation, biological process: thylakoid membrane organization. The transcript has a single exon. The record is from RefSeq and is a predicted model, not a curated record. Gene Ontology annotation, molecular function: GTP binding. Gene Ontology annotation, cellular component: chloroplast membrane. The annotation marks the transcript as partial.